This is a messenger RNA of Carica papaya (papaya), 1506 nucleotides long. Its product is annotated as cytochrome P450 71B37-like. Gene Ontology annotation, molecular function: monooxygenase activity; heme binding; oxidoreductase activity, acting on paired donors, with incorporation or reduction of molecular oxygen. Lineage: Eukaryota; Viridiplantae; Streptophyta; Magnoliopsida; Brassicales; Caricaceae. The record is from RefSeq and is a predicted model, not a curated record.
AUGGUUCCGUUCACAAUCCCAGCAUGGCUUCCCCUCUUGCUGCUGCCCUGCACUCUUCUGGUACUGAUGAAGAAAGUGAUGGAAUCAAAGAAGCAGCAUCCUCCAGGCCCUCCAGGGCUCCCUCUCAUUGGUAAUAUGCACCAACUUGGCGCACUUGUUCAUCAAUCUCUGUGGCAGAUGUCAAAGAAAUACGGCCCUUUAAUCCGAUUGAAGCUUGGAAGUGUACCUUUAGUCGUCGUGUCCUCAGCGGAAACUGCAAGACAGAUUCUUAAAAUUCACGACAUCGAGACUUGCAGCCGACCCGAAUUGUUAGCCACAGGCAGUUUCUCUUACAAUUUUCUCGAUAUAGCUUUUGCUCCUUAUGGCGAAUACUGGAAGGAGUUGCGCAAGAUUAGCAAUAACGAGCUUUUCAGCAACAAAAGAGUCCAGUCGUUUCGGUUCAUCAGAGAAGAAGAGGUUGCUUCACUCGUUCAAACACUCUCUCAAUCUGCUGCUUCCAAAUCCCUUGUGGAUAUAAAAGAGUUGUUGUUUUCCCUCUCAACGAAUGUGAUUUGGAGGGUCGCGUUUGGAGAAAGCUUUGAGGAGAACAAAUGGGAGAGCCGCGUGUUUCAAGUGAAGCUCAAAGAGGCGAUAUCGCUUCUGGGAACCUUCUCCGCUUCUGAUUUAUUUCCUUAUGUUGGAUGGAUUAUUGAUAGGCUCACGGGUCUGCAUGGUAGGCUCCAGAAGAGCGUGCAGGAAAUGGAUGUUUUUCUGCAAGAGAUAAUCGAGAAGCAUGAGGGAAAGAAGGUAGGAGAAGGGAAGGAGGACAUUGUUGAUGUUCUCUUAAAGAUAGAGGAGCUGCAGAAUGAACAAGGAUCUGUUACUCUUUCCAGAAAUCAUAUCAAAGCAAUCCUCAAGGAUGUAUUUGCGGCUGGAAUUGAAAGUACGGGAAUAACCAUGGUGUGGGCGUUAACAGAGCUUAUGAGGAGCCCAAGAGUGAUGAAGAAAAUACAAGCUGAGAUUAGAGAUGUCAUGGGAAACAAAGGAAAAGUCAACGAAGAUGAUAUUGAAAAACUUGUAUACCUAAACAUGGUGGUGAAAGAGACCUGGAGACUUCACCCACCAGCUCCGCUUCUAAUUCCAAGAGAGGUCAUGUCACCAUUUAAGGUCAACGGUUAUAAGAUAUAUCCAAAGACCAGACUCCAUGUUAACGUCUGGGCCAUCGGACGAGAUCCCAAGAUUUGGAAGGACCCAGAAGAGUUUUUGCCAGAGAGAUUUGCAGGAAGCUCGAUUGAUUUCAAAGGUCAGCACUUCGAGUUUUUGCCAUUUGGUGGAGGACGCAGAGCUUGUCCGGGUAUAAACAUGGGAAGCACAUUGGUGGAGCUUACACUUGCAAAUCUUUUAUAUCGUUUUGAUUGGAAAUUACCAAAUGGGAUGAGCAAGGAAGAUAUAAACAUAGACGAAGCUCCUGGUAUCAGUAUCCACAAGAAGAUCCCUCUUCAGGUUGUUCCUGCCGCCUAUAUCUGA